Cladocopium goreaui is the source of this 615-nucleotide messenger RNA. NCBI's taxonomy places the organism in Eukaryota, Dinophyceae, Suessiales, Symbiodiniaceae. The record is from the annotation of a GenBank genome assembly.
AUGAGGUUUGCCAAGCACGUGGUGGGCCUGAGCUGCCAGAUGGAGGCCUUUGACAGUGCAUGGGUGGCAGGGAUCUUCCGAGCUGCUGCCCAAAAUCGUCCCCUCCGGAAACAAUCGUCGGUUCUAACGGUGCCUGCAAUCCAACACCUCGAGUCACUGUUGGGGGAUGACAGCUUGGCCACAGUGGACCGGUACGCUACAGGUGUCUUCCUUUUUGCAAUUUUUGCGAGAGCCAGGUUUGGAGACUUGCGCCAGAUCUCAAGCAUUGUGAUUGAUGAGGCAAAUGCAGGAGUUGGUGACCAUUUGGGAUACUUGGCAGCGAAAUGCAGCGAAUUCUGCAUCUUCGAAGAUGAGAGCGACAGGAAAUCGCCUGGGGGUUUGGGAAAAGCGUCCUGGGGCAAGACCUUCAUCAACUUAGCUGCACAGGUCAACUUGGACUUCUCCACGUGGCGACCAGACGACCAGGCUGAACAGGUCACCAAGCUGCCACUUCCAGUGGCCCAGCCUGCACAUUCUCCGGAUGACUGGGUGUGCCCUCCAGUUGGUCCAUUGCGAGGGCAUGAGGAUGCAGGCCGUGAGUUUGCAGAUGCGCAGAGCGCCCCUUGGUCCACCUGA